AUGGGGCAGCAGUAUCCUCAGCUUGUGAAUCCUCGUGGAGUAUUUCUAAUGUUUUCCUUACUUUUCCUGUUUCUUCUGGUGAUGGUGGGAGCAGAGGUGCAGGAGAAGUUGUUGCCAGAAUGCAAGCAGUUCAUGUACAUGGGGACUCUGCCACGUGGACUAGAAGAUCAACCGUUUAAGAAGAUAUGUCAGUACUACAGUGGUCGUCCAAGAUUCUUUACCUUGUAUGACAGCUUCAGCCAUAUUCCCGUGUAUUCUGCAUAUACGUUCAAACGCUCAGAUGGUACGAGGAAAGUGGAUGUACCCUGGAUGUAUGAACCUCAGCUUGCUCUUUCAUCCGGCUCUCGGGACAUGCAGCCUUUCCCACCCGAAGCCAUGCACAAGAGUUUUGAGGACACUCAGGCCGUGCUGGACGACUACUCCGACAGCGUCUACUAUGAGCGGGGUCAGCUGAACCCAGACGCACACCAGGCCCAACCAGAGGACAAGGCAGCCACUUACACUUUAACCAACGUGAUACCUCAAGUCCACGAGUUCAGCAUCGGCCCAUGGAAAGAGCACGAACACAUCAUCCGAAGACGGCUUAACAAUUACUGUCGUGGUACGGCCUAUGUAGUUACAGGUGUGACUACUACCGGGCAUAUGAUCCGACGUCAAAAUUUAAAUCGAGUAGGUAUACCGAGAUAUCUGUGGUCGGCUUACUGUUGUACCAAUUACGACCAUAAUGCACCAUUUGACGAGCGCUCCAAGUUCCCUGCGUUUGCAUCACGUGGGUUGAAUGACAGGGAAGAUAAUAAAGUGCAGGAGAUGUCAGUGUCGCAGCUAGAGGAGUUUCUGAAGCAGGUGACAUAUGUAGGGAGCACUUUUCAAAUCUUCUAUGACAACUGUGCCCCGCCAAAUAGUGCAUAG
Messenger RNA from Periophthalmus magnuspinnatus, 909 nucleotides. RefSeq lists its product as uncharacterized. The transcript is spliced from 3 exons. The record is from RefSeq and is a predicted model, not a curated record. The coding region runs from base 1 to 909 and encodes 302 amino acids. Gene Ontology annotation, molecular function: metal ion binding; nucleic acid binding; hydrolase activity. NCBI's taxonomy places the organism in Eukaryota, Metazoa, Chordata, Actinopteri, Gobiiformes, Gobiidae.